GUAGACCUCCGUAGGCUGGAGCAUCCCCAUCCGUGCAUACAUGGCCGUACCUCGCCUCCCGUCGUGGUAGCGGUGCUGGCGCUGGAUGCGGCGCUUGGAGUCGGGGACCGCUGCAGGGUAACCAACGCCAUGGCUGGAAGACGAUGCCACGUGAACGCACCAUGGGUCGCUCCUAAAACGCCUCGCGGAAGACUCCGCCCCGCCCCGGCAGUGAGGGACUGACGUGAACUCGUGAAGAAACAGAAAGGAGAAACUUCGUGGAUCCGUCCAACUCUUCGAGCAGACAUGAGGGUCGCAGUGAUCGGAGCCGGAGUCAUUGGCCUGUCCACAGCUCAGAGCAUCUAUGAACAGUAUCAUUCUACGGUUCAUCCGCUGACCAUUGAGGUAUAUGCAGACCGAUUCACUCCACUGACCACCAGCGAUGGAGCCGCAGGCUUCUGGCAGCCAUACCUCAAGGGCAACGUCCAGGAGACGAAAUGGAAUACGGAGACAUUUGACUACCUGCUGAGUUGGCUUAGCUCCCCCGACUCUGCAAAAAUGGGGAUAUUCCUUCAGUCUGGCUAUAACGUCUUCACUGAACCCGUUUCAGAUCCCUCAUUCAAAGAUGCCGUCCUCGGUUUCAGACACCUCACACAACGGGAACUCCAGUUGUUUCCCGGAUACAAUUUUGGCUGGUUUAACACGGCUCUCAUGGUGGAAGGAAAGUCAUAUUUACCGUGGUUGAUGGAUUGGCUUCAACAAAGGGGUGUAAAAUUUUAUAACAAGAAAAUAAGUUCUUUCAAAGAGCUCUCUGAGAGUGGGGCAGACGUGAUCAUAAACUGCACAGGGGUGAGAUCAGGAGAGCUGCAGCCAGACCCAGACCUGAAGCCGGGUCGAGGGCAGAUUAUAAAGGUGGAUGCUCCAUGGCUAAAACACUGGGUUAUUACCCACAACAUGAAGACAGGAGUGUACAACUCACCAUACAUCAUUCCAGGGAGCCGCCUUGUGACCGUCGGUGGGAUUUUCCAGUUAGGAAAUUGGAGCGAACAAAACAACUCUGCUGACCAUAAGCACAUCUGGGAAGAAGCGUGUCAGCUGGAACCAAGCCUCAAGCAUGCCCGGAUAGUGGAAGACUGGGCUGGCCUCAGGCCCGUUCGCAGCAAAGUGCGCCUGGAACGCGAGACUUUACAGUCAGGCGGCUCUACGAUAGAGGUGAUCCACAACUACGGCCACGGAGGGUUUGGACUCACCAUUCACAGAGGCUGCGCCCAGGAGGCUGCCAGGCUGUUCGGACAGAUUGUUGAACAGAAGCAUAAAGCUGCAAAAGCUCGUCUGUAAACUUUCACUCACCAAUCAUUUUUUUGCACCUUUUUCCCAAAUUCUGCAUGUAUUUUAAACAUCAAAAUGCACUUAAAUGAAGGAUGUCUGAGAGGUUAUAGCACUAGUUUGAAAAAAUGAUCUUAAAAUUACAAAAAAGGAACAAACUGUUCUUCUUUUGUUUUGAUAAUUAGAAUAUCCCAUUAAAGUAUGCUAAUACCUAAGACAUAAUAUAUAAAUUAUGUCUCGUAGAGUCUAGAAUUUAUGUUUUUAUAUUUUUAACACAAUUUCAAUGAGACUAAAUUGUGCCUUUCUUAUAAAAUUCACAAUUUGUAACUUUUGUAAUUAUUAUAUUCAAUAAUAUGUGCAUUUUUAGUGUCUCUGUGUGAGUAUAGAGCAUUUUUUUUCUAUAAAUUUUAAGCACAGACAAUAAUUAUCAUGUCAUUUCUACAAAUACACUAAUGAAUCUUGUCAAAGAAAGCUGCAAAUAAAAUGACGAACGACUGACUAA
This is a messenger RNA of Oryzias melastigma (Indian medaka), 1807 nucleotides long. RefSeq names its product D-amino-acid oxidase. Lineage: Eukaryota; Metazoa; Chordata; Actinopteri; Beloniformes; Adrianichthyidae. The record is from RefSeq and is a predicted model, not a curated record. Bases 286 to 1317 code for a protein of 343 amino acids. Gene Ontology annotation, molecular function: D-amino-acid oxidase activity; FAD binding. The transcript is spliced from 12 exons.